This is a messenger RNA of Brassica rapa (field mustard), 2428 nucleotides long. Its product is annotated as putative pentatricopeptide repeat-containing protein At1g53330. Gene Ontology annotation, biological process: chloroplast-nucleus signaling pathway; mitochondria-nucleus signaling pathway. Gene Ontology annotation, molecular function: protein binding. The record is from RefSeq and is a predicted model, not a curated record. Lineage: Eukaryota; Viridiplantae; Streptophyta; Magnoliopsida; Brassicales; Brassicaceae. Gene Ontology annotation, cellular component: chloroplast.
AUAUUUUGUUUCAUUUUUUUUAAGAUAUCGAAUAUGUAAUAACACAAUCCUAUUGGUUGGUGAACCUAGAGGUUCACCUUAGGGAAUGAACCCAAGAAUAAGUCAAAAGUUUAUUCUACGAAAUUUCUCAAAAGAAAAAGAAGAAAAAUAAAAAUUUAUCCACACUUUAAACUAUUAAGUUGUUCAAAAAAAAACCUAUAAAGCUGUAAAUGAUAGACAAAAAAAUGGAAGUUAAUAAAAUUGGAUGGAAUAACAUAAAUUGAAUACAUGAAAAAUGUAAGAAAUUUGUUCCUUAUCAAAAUUGUAGAUGAAUGUAUAUGAAUAUUUUUCUUUGUAUUUUUGUGAACAUGAAUUAGAAUGGAUAGAAUGAUAUUUCUUUCUCAUUUUUUAAAAGUUGUGAAAUUAAUGGAAUAGUCCAUUUCAAAUAAUUUAUUCCAUAAACUUGUGGAUCCAGUUGGAGCCUUGGCCAAUAACUACAAUGAUAUUAUCUAAAGGUUUAAAAAGCUCCAAUGAUAGGUAAGAUUAAAGGUUUUUGAAGUAUGUAUGAUACUAAAGGGAAAUGAAUUCAUACUAUAAAGCUGAAGUAUUAGUCCUGUGUAAUAUUUAAUUUGAAAAGAUAAUUCCAUUGAUUGGAGAUGGAAAAGGUAUAAUUGCGAGUAUUUUAGGAACGUGUCAAAAAAAUUGUAAACUAUAAAGCUAAUGCAAUAGUUUGAGCAAAAUUUGAAUUGUCUUUUUUUUUUUUGGUUUCUGCACGUAGUAUAGUUGUUUCUUGGUUUUAUAAGAAAACAAGAGUGACGACCCAAAAAAACAUUGUUUAAUUUUCUUAGUGAUAUUUUGGGAUUAAUUAUGAUGAUUUUUAACCAUUAAAGUCUAGUUUUUGAAUUAAUACAAAGUAGAUACACAUCUUCUAUUUAAUUAAGACUUGAACAGAAUGAGGAAACAACAAAUGUUUGUUCUUCAUUUGUAAACUAAAAAAGAAGAGUUUCGAUAUUCAUUACCAGCCAAAACCAUGUCCGCCGUGAAGAAAGUCUCCUCCUUCAAGCUCGCCUCUCUCCUCCGCCGCGAGAAUGAUCCAUCCGCCGCCAUCAAGCUUUUCCGAAACCCUGAUCCAGAAUCAACAAACCCACAAAAACCCUUCAGAUACUCGCUUCUCUGCUACGAUCUCAUCAUCACGAAACUCGGCCGCUCCAAAAUGUUCGACGAGCUUGACCAGAUCCUCCUCCAGCUCAAGAAUGACACUCGCAUCGUCCCAACGGAGAUCCUAUUCUGCAACGUGAUCAAAUACUUCGCCCGCGGAAGAUUGCCAACACGUGCCCUCCACGUGUUCGACGAAAUGCCUCAGUACCGAUGCCAAAGAACAAUGAAGUCAGCGAACUCUCUGUUGAACGCGCUCUUAAAGUGCGGAGCUUUCGAUGAAACGAAGGAAGUUCUCACGAGGGUUGGUGAGUUCGGUAAGCCAGACGCUUGUACUUACAAUAUACUGAUCAAUGGAUACUCUCAGAGCGGGCGUUUCGAUGAGGCCUUGAAGCUAUUCGACGAAAUGGUCAAGAAGAAGGUGAAACCCACUGGUGUAACCUUUGGAACAAUCAUUCGUAUGCUGUGUAAUGAUUUGAAAGUGAAGGAAGCGUUGAAGAUGAAGCACGAUAUGUUGAAAGUGUAUGGAGUGUUUCCCACGGUACACAUCUAUGCAUCGUUGAUCAAAGCGUUGUGUCAAGUUGGUGAAUUGGGUUUGGCGUUUAAGCUAAAGGAUGAGGUUAAAGCAGACUCAGCUAUCUACUCUACGUUGAUCAGCUCGCUUAUAAAAGCUGGAAGGUCAGACGAGGUGUCAGGGAUCUUGGAGGAGAUGAGGGAAAUGGGAUGUGAACCGGAUACAGUGACUUACAAUGUACUGAUUAAUGGGUUUUGUCUUGAGAAUGAUUUAAAAUCAGCUUAUAAAGUUUUGGAUGAGAUGGUUGAGAAGGGUUUGAAACCAGAUGUUAUAAGCUACAACGUGAUACUUGGCGCCUUGUUUAGAAUCCAAAACUGGAAAGAAGGAGCUUACUUGUUUGAAGAUAUGCCUCGGAGAGGUUGCGUCCCUGAUGUCUUAUCGUAUAGGAUAGUUUUCGAUGGGCUUUGUGAAGGUUUACAGUUCGAAGAAGCAGCGGUUAUAUUGGAUGAAAUGGUUUUUAAAGGGUACAAGCCUAGGAGGGAUAGACUAGAGAGGUUUCUGCAAAGGCUAUGUGAGAGUGGAAAGGUGGAGAUUCUUGGUGAUGUUAUCAGUAGCUUGAAUAAAGGGAAGGCUCUUGAUGAUGCUGACUUUUGGUCGGUUACAGUGCCUGAAGUGUGCAAAGAACCUGUUCUAUCAGAUUCUAUUGAUUUGUUGUUGAACAAAUUGAAGAAAGAGUGUCCUUAAAGGUGAUGGAAAACUUGAUUUUCCAGCAAAACAAGC